Messenger RNA from Dendrobium catenatum, 1476 nucleotides. RefSeq names its product probable solanesyl-diphosphate synthase 3, chloroplastic. The coding region runs from base 218 to 1408 and encodes 396 amino acids. Gene Ontology annotation, molecular function: prenyltransferase activity. NCBI's taxonomy places the organism in Eukaryota, Viridiplantae, Streptophyta, Magnoliopsida, Asparagales, Orchidaceae. Gene Ontology annotation, cellular component: chloroplast. The transcript is spliced from 6 exons. Gene Ontology annotation, biological process: plastoquinone biosynthetic process; isoprenoid biosynthetic process. The record is from RefSeq and is a predicted model, not a curated record.
CUUCAGCCCCCCGUCAUCUGGCCCAGCUCCAUUUUGCUAUAACAAGCCGCCGACCGCAGGCCAACGACAGCUAACCGCCGACGCCGCCUUAACUCUGACGAGUUUAUCAUCAAAGCUAUGAACUUGCUGGUUUCUGCUCCAUUGUGAUGUUUCUGAACUAGGCGUGGCCUUUCGGGAACUAAGCAAUUGUUUGCUCUUUCGAUUGCGUUUUGGGAGGAUGUGUUCAUUGACUUUCCCCGGUUUGGAUCUCAGCAAAAGGAGGUUUGAUGCGGUUGGUUUUCUGAGGAGGAGUUGCCAGAGGCCGGAGGGCGGGUUGCUUUAUCGGCGCGCGGAAAGUGUUCGAUGUAAAGCGUCAGCGGCACAAAAUGUUGCCAUUGGGAGCUCGGGACCUGUUGGCGGUUUACUGGUUUCCGGUGAUACUAAGAGUAUCAUUUCGGUGUCUGAUUUACUUGAAGUAAUUGCUGAUGACCUUCAGAAUCUCAACAAAAAUUUAAAAUCGAUUAUUGGUGCAGAAAAUCCUGUUUUGGCAUCUGCGGCAGAACAGAUAUUUGGUGCUGGAGGAAAGAGGCUAAGACCAGCUUUAGUUUUCUUAGCAUCAAGAGCAACUGCUGAAAUUGCUGGGUUGAAGGAAUUAAGGACACAACACCAGCGUUUGGCAGAAAUAAUUGAAAUGAUUCAUACAGCAAGUUUGAUACAUGAUGAUGUGCUAGAUGAUAGUGGAAUACGAAGAGGAAAGAAAACAAUUCACCAAAUUUAUGGAACUCGUGUGGCCGUCCUAGCAGGAGACUUCAUGUUUGCUCAUUCUUCUUGGUACCUUGCCAACCUUGAGAACCUUGAAGUCAUCAAGCUCAUCAGUCAAGUCAUCAAGGAUUUUGCCAGUGGUGAAAUAAAGCAAGCCUCAAGUCUUUUCGACUGUGAUCUUUCUCUUGAAGACUAUAUGCUCAAAAGCUACUAUAAAACUGCCUCUCUGGUUGCAGCAAGCACAAAAUCUGCAGCCAUUUUCAGUGAAGUUGAUUGCAGUAUUUGUGAACAAAUGUAUGAAUAUGGGAAGAACCUGGGCUUAUCCUUCCAGGUUGUGGAUGACAUUCUGGACUUCACACAAUCGUCAGAGCAGCUCGGCAAGCCCGCCGCGAGCGACCUUGCCAAGGGGAACCUUACUGCUCCAGUUAUUUUUGCUUUAGAAAAGGAACCCAAACUAAGAGAGAUUAUUGAUUCUGAAUUCAGUGAGGUAGGUUCUUUGGACACUGCAAUUGAUUUAGUACUGAAAUCUGGGGGGGUAGACAGAGCACAGGCUCUUGCAAAGGAGAAAGCUGAAUUAGCUAUUCAAAACCUUAAUUGCCUUCCACAUAGCCGUUACAAAUCUUCUUUGGAAGGAAUAGUUAAAUAUAACCUUGAAAGGAUAGAUUAGAAAUGUCAUUUAUUCAAUUGAUCAGAAGCUGUAGAAGUUGAAUAAAUAAAGAAAUAAAUGUAAUUUGA